Botrytis fragariae is the source of this 2625-nucleotide messenger RNA. Its product is annotated as putative peptidase s41 family protein. The transcript has 5 exons. The record is from RefSeq and is a predicted model, not a curated record. Bases 1 to 2625 code for a protein of 874 amino acids. NCBI's taxonomy places the organism in Eukaryota, Fungi, Ascomycota, Leotiomycetes, Helotiales, Sclerotiniaceae.
AUGCGGGCUUUUCAGUGUGUUAAAGUGUCACUUUUUCUUUAUUUCAGUUUGGAUGUGAUUGCUAGUCCUACACUUGGAACGACACAGACCCUAAGCGCCAGAAACUCGGCUUCAACUGCGUGCGGCGAUAUCGUCAAUAACGAAGAUACCGUAUUAUUCAAUGCAACUUUGGCGUUUGAAUGCCUCACCAGUGUGCCAUUCAAUCCUGCUGUCGCUUCUCGUUUUAUCACAUACUAUAAUGAUACCCUUCAGUUUCAGAGCACAUUGAAAUAUCUCAAAAAUCCACCUCCCAGCUAUCAACAACCAGCUGUGGAUCUCAUAGCAGGCCUGAAUCGAAUUCAAAGCGCGAUCGAUGAAGGAAUAUUUUCAAAUCAAUACGAAUUUGAGGCUGCUUUACAGACUCUUGUAUACGCCGCACACGAUGGGCAUGUCGACAUACUAGCGGGAGCUUUGUCUGCGUUUAGUUUUGCAAGUCCAAGGGAUUUAGUAUCACUGUCAUUAGAUGGCCAACAAAUUCCAAAGGUCUAUCUAGCCGACGAUCUUUUUGACAGCGACUAUUUUACAACUUUCCAGCCCUCAGCUAUCAAAUCAAUCAAUGGCAGAGAUGCAACUACGUAUCUUUUGGAUUUUGCAUCCGUAAAUUCAGUUGGUACUCUUGAAGAUCAUUCAGAUUGGAAUCAAUUGAUGCUUAGUGCAGCUCAAGAUAUCCAAGGGUAUUUCAAUUCAUUCAGUGGGGGGGCGACAUUUUAUCCCGGAGAUAAUAUUACUUUCCUUUUGGAGAAUGGGACGUCUUGGACUGAGAAUUAUCUUGCUAUCUACGAUACGCCUGGUCCCACCGGUCCUCUUCAAACUGGAGGAGACUUUUAUAAUUUUUUUGUUUUGGGGUUCUAUCCUGCCUCAUAUGAUCCCAAUACCGAUGAUUCGGAUGACGAUUCAGAAGAUAGUUCUAGUGAUGAUUCAUAUACUGCAGUCACUUCGACGACAUCCGCUACUCCAACUCCAACUCCAACCGGGUGGGAUAGUCCAGCUUACCCAGAGAUUCCUGAUGUUGCCCAAGAAGACCUUGGAACCUACGGGGAUGGAGUUGUUUCCGGAUAUUUUCUCAAUAAUACUUCUGUUUCUGUUUUAAGUAUUCCAAGCUUUGAUGUCGAUGGGGAUGCUGUCUUUAGUUUCCAGCAAACGAUUUCUCAGUUCAUCAAUCAAACACAGGCAGCCGGCUUAGAGAAGGUUGUUAUUGAUCUGCAACAAAAUUAUGGUGGACAAUCUUUACUUGCAAUCGAUACAUUCAAACAAUUCUUCCCGAAUAUCGAUCCUUUUGCUGGUUCCCGUAUGCGAGCCCAUGCUUCUGCCGAUGUACUUGGCAAGACUUUGACUCCAUACUGGGAUGAUCUGGCCGAGAACGAUGAGACAAAGUAUGUCUUAGCGGCUGACGAAUGGGUCAUCACUAAUCGGAUCAAUGCGGAUACGAAUCGGAAUUUCACAAACUGGCAGGAGUUUUUUGGGCCUAAUCAAUACAACGAUGAUAAUUUCACCAACAUUGCACGAUACAAUCUGUCUAAUCCUAUUUUUGAUGCAUCUGGUGCUGGUCUAGAUGUCAGCGACGACGCUUUUGCAGUGUACGGUUAUAAUGCAAAUCCGGCACCAUCAGGAGCUAAGCCACCAUUUGCAGCAGAGGAUAUAAUCAUUCUAUCUGACGGUAUAUGUCACUCUUCUUGUGCUCUUUUGAUCGAGAUGUUUCGCCACGAAGCUGGAGUUCGCGUUGUUGUCGUAGGAGGUACACCAACAACAGGACCAAUGCAGGCUCCUGCUGGAUCUCGUGGCGCACGUGACUACGAUACUUUUACUCUUGACGCCAAUAUCGAUUUCACUCAAAAACUUUUGCAAAACCAAAGCUCAAUCGAUGCAACAUUUCUUCCGAAUAGAACUGAACAACUUAGCGUGUUUGUCUACUUUGCGGAUAUAAACCUCCGUGAUCAAGUACGUAAAGAUGAAGAGAUUCCAUUGCAAUUCGCCUACGAAGCCGCAGAUUGUCGGAUUUACUAUACACCACAAACCGUGUAUAAUUACACAAAUCUCUGGCAAUAUGCAGCCGACGCCAUUUGGAAGAACUCUAGCCUAUGCGUUCAGGAUUCAACUGGAUAUUCAUCAAUUUCACGAAAUUCAACGAAUUUUGUCGGCCCAGCAGGUGGUACUGAAAAGAUCUCUACCAAUAUUACCGAUUAUCUUGCUUCAUUAACGACCUCUCCCAUUGCAAAUCUUAUUCUCCAGGGUCUCAACGACGGUCUACCAGCCGUCAACGAAGGUGCCUCUCGCAAUGCUCCCGCAUCUGCCAAAGUCAUCAAAUGUACCACAGAUGACGACUGCUUGAAUGGUAAGCUCUGCGUGAAUAUUCCAUCUUGUUCUGGGGGUAAAGCUGUAUCUCAGUGCCUGAGAAAAUGUCCGGCAGCCGGUCGACUAUGCCCAAGUACCAAGACCAAAUGCACACCGCAUAGCACAGAUGGAAAACUGGGAAAUCAAGAUGUUCACAAGAACAUUUGUCCUCCAGCAGGAAGUGCAGCAAAGUGUGAGAGUCAAAGCCAGCUGAAAACGGUCAAUCUUAAUCAAUGUCCUGACUGUAGCAAAUAA